Molecule: messenger RNA, 1326 nt
Organism: Schistosoma spindalis
Lineage: Eukaryota; Metazoa; Platyhelminthes; Trematoda; Strigeidida; Schistosomatidae
Source: the annotation of a GenBank genome assembly
AUGUCUACUAAACGUAGUGUUUAUAAAAAGAAUAGUCCAAAUGAUAAAUUAGUAGUAUAUUUAAUACAACGAGAUAUAUUUGAUGAUUUACAAGUGGUUGAUCCAAUUGAAGGUGUUGCUACAAUUGAUAAGAAUAAAUUAAAAUGUUCUAAAAUAUUUGCACGUAUACGUUGUACAUUUCGUUAUGGUGAACAACAAUUAGAUGAUGUUCUAUCUGGUGUAACAUUCUACAAAGAGUUUUUUAUACAAACUAAACAAAUCUAUCCAGUUGAUAUGAAUGAAGAUAAAGAUAAAUACAGUGAUGUACAAAAACAUCUUAUUGAACGUUUUGGUGAUAGUGCUCUACCGUUUCGUUUCACUUUAACACAUGAUAUUCCAGCUUCCAUUACAUUACAAAUGGAUAAUAGGAAUUCAUUAGAUGACAAUCCAUGUGGAAUUGAAUAUGUUCUACAAGUUUAUGCAUCAGAAACGCCACAAUGUACAAUUGGAAAACGAAAUGCGGUUAAUCUGGUUAUACGUAGACUUACAUUGGCUAUUCCAAAGCCAGAUGAUAAUGUUUAUACCAAAGAGAUCAUUCAACCAUUUCAUUUUCAUUCAGGUCAAUUGCAUAUUACAGCAAUAUUACCAAAAGAUGUAUAUUACCAUGGUGAAUCCAUACCAUUGAAACUUUUAAUUGAUAAUGAAUCAAGUAAUAUUGUGCGUCGAUUAAAUAUACAAGUGAUACAAAAUGUUGAAAUCACAUUAUUCAAAAGGCGUACAAUGCGUUGCAAUGUUGUUGAUAUGGAAACAGAAAGAGGUUUUCCCAUUAAUUCACACUCUACAGGAUGGAAUGAAAUCUUUCAAUUACGACCAUCAUUACAAGAGAUAAGAGGACAAGCGGUUAUUGCUUUAGAUGGUAAACUGAAACAUCAAGACACAAAUCUUGCCAGUUCUACCUUAAUAAAAGAUUAUAGAAAGAAGGAAAAUAUGGGAAUUAUUGUUCAAUAUAUGAUAAGAAUUAAAGCUGUGACUGGUUUUGGUGGACGAGAUGUGGAAAUGGAAAUACCAAUUAUAUUAUGUCAUUCACGUCAACAACAGGAGAUUACCAAAGCUGAAGAAGCAAAUGAUUUAAUAAUUGAAGAGUUUAAACGACCAACAGCCAAACAACGUCAAACAACUGAGGAGAUGGAGAAAAUGGAUAAUUACUUAGAUUACCAUCCUUUACUUGUUUUGGAUUUGGAAAAAGUUAAGUCUUGUCAUGACCAGCUAUUUACAUAUAAUUUCUGCUCACAAGACUCAGAAACUCAAAAAUACAAAAUACAAGUUCUGUAUUCUCCUACUGACUAA